GAAAUACACACGUGGAAAAAAGUGUUUCAUUUACAUUGUUCAUCCGUAAGACCCGACAGAAUGGAAUACUGGCCACAUCCAUCAGUGGCUGGGAUGGAUACAAAAACAGUUCCAUCUUGACAACAUCGACGCAGCUCGGUUUCCAGCGUCAGGACGGCUUCUCUGCCAACUCUCAAAGGAUGAUUUCCGUCGUCUUGCAGGAUCCAAAACGGCCGAGAUUCUAUUCACGUAUCUUGCUCACCUGAAGCAAUCGAGUGGACACGCACCCCUUCCAGCAGUGGACUUCCCUCCUACCCCAGAAAACAGCAGUCCGGCAUGUGAAGACAUUUACGACAAAAGUCUCUAUACGGACGGUAAUAAAAAAUCCUCAUCAGUAGAAUGGUCUUUAGACAUGGUGGACGGACUGACGAAAUCAGAUCCCUUUAAAGCACUAAACACAGCAGGUAGCCGGUUAGCAUCUAAAGGAAGUGGUCAGGUUCAACUAUGGCAGUUUCUCCUCGAACUGUUGUCGAAUAAGAGUAACGCAUAUUGUAUCUCGUGGGAAGGGACUAACGGAGAGUUCAAACUGACAGAUCCUGACGAAGUUGCUCGCCGGUGGGGGGAGCGCAAGUCGAAGCCUAACAUGAAUUACGACAAACUCAGUCGAGCCCUGCGAUACUACUACGACAAAAAUAUAAUGACUAAAGUACACGGCAAGCGAUACACGUACAAGUUUGAUUUCCGUGGCUUGGCUCAGGCUUGCCAACCUCCACCGAUGGAUCCCAACGCCUUGAAGAUUUCUUUGGAUAUUCUUUUUCCCGAAAACCAAACUACACCGCCUCCACCCACGUUCAACGUAAACUAUACAAAUUUAAAUAAAGCUUCAAUUUGCUAUAGUAACAUAAAUAAAGUAGCUGAUUACCCAGACUUGUCCAGCUUUUCUUCGAAUAUUGGUGUCCAUCAAGUAAAUUACCAUUAAACUCAUAUUGUUCGGCGAGGACCAAAAGAACAUUCCUGAUGCAACAAUAAACAUUCGUAAGUACUGAAUGGAUAUCGUAACGGUGGCAUACGAUCUAUCAACAAUAACUUCAGAUUAUGUGAUUUCUAUUUGUCAGUGUAAUGUCUUUGACGUACGACUUAAAACUUUAUUGUAAAAUAUAACACAAGAGUAGAUUAUCUGGCUGAUUUGGUGACGGAAUUCAGACAUAUAUUCAAAAGUUGGGAUGUGAUUUACUGACGACUCACUACCUCGGAGCAUUCAUAAUGUAAUCGUCCUGAGGUUAUACCUCUUAUGAACAACAACAACAAAAAACCUAAUAAGAUAUUAUUAACCUUCUGUACUCACGAAAUAAAUACACAACAUUAUUAAAGUUUAGUAGAACUUCAUUUUUAUUAAAAGAAGCUUGAGAUAUGGGAGAUUCAUUUUUACGUAAAGUGUAAUGAGCUUCAGUGAUUUGUACUUAUUUAAAAGCACCUUCAAAAGAUCUAAGAUUGGCUUUGGUGUAUUGAAAU
Molecule: messenger RNA, 1491 nt
Organism: Limulus polyphemus (Atlantic horseshoe crab)
Lineage: Eukaryota; Metazoa; Arthropoda; Merostomata; Xiphosura; Limulidae
Product: transcriptional regulator ERG homolog
Exons: 6
Coding region: 392-958 (188 amino acids)
Biological process (GO): cell differentiation; regulation of transcription by RNA polymerase II
Cellular component (GO): nucleus
Molecular function (GO): DNA-binding transcription factor activity, RNA polymerase II-specific; sequence-specific DNA binding
Source: RefSeq, a predicted model, not a curated record